Leptinotarsa decemlineata (Colorado potato beetle) is the source of this 1342-nucleotide messenger RNA. Its product is annotated as odorant receptor 98a. The record is from RefSeq and is a predicted model, not a curated record. Lineage: Eukaryota; Metazoa; Arthropoda; Insecta; Coleoptera; Chrysomelidae. Gene Ontology annotation, cellular component: plasma membrane. Gene Ontology annotation, biological process: detection of chemical stimulus involved in sensory perception of smell; sensory perception of smell. Gene Ontology annotation, molecular function: olfactory receptor activity; odorant binding.
AGAGGCAAAUUUGAAGUUUCCUCUGAGAAUUUUGACGAGUGCAGGAUGUUUGAAAGAGCAAACUGUUGUAGACAAAUUCAAAAUAUAUAUUUCAUUUUCAUUUCUUUUCAUCGUUGACUUUUUGCUGAUUUGGACUCUAUGUUGUGAAACGAAGACCUUCGAAGAUGUUGUGACUAUUUCUGAAACAGCAGGUUGUUAUUGGCAGGCGACGUCGAAACUUCUGGUUCUCAUCAUCUAUAACAACGACCUGAAGAACAUCCUCACCUUACGGGACCAAUUCUGGGAAUAUGACAAAUUUGGAAUGGAGUUUGGUAAUAAACUGAGAAUGUUUCCUAAAAAUGCAUACAGUUUCAUCAAAGUAUACGUAUUUUUUGUUCUGGGCGUACUUUCGAUGAUGAUAUUGAAUCCCAUUCUGUUUGGCAUUCUUCCUACAAAAGUUUGGGUUCCCGACGGACGAGUGUGGUUUUAUACGACAUGUUUUAUUCAAACCGAAGUUCACAUUUACUGUGCUAUUGCGAGUGCUUUGGGAUUUGAUACGUUGUUCGCACUCAUCUUUAUAGAGGCAACAAUACAAUUCAAAUUGCUAAAUCGAGCUUUCUCAAUGAUGCAAAACCACAACGACAUGAGAGCGUGUGUGGAUCAUCACGUGUUUCUUUACGAGUUCAUUGAAAAGUUAAAGAAUAUUUUUUCAGUAUUCCUAUUGGCACAGUGCUUCGACUGUAUGGUUAUAGUUAGUAUAAAAAUGCUCGUUGCUGUAGAUCCAAACCAAAAUGUGAUUCUCAGAACGAAAGCAAUAAUGUACGUAAUUGGUAUCAAUGUGCAGCUGUCUUUAUUUUGUUUUCCGGUUGGUUUCUUAAAAGAUGAGCUAGACAGAUCACCUGAGGCCAUCAGUAGUUGCCCAUGGCUCUUGAAUAAUAAAACUUUUAGAAAUGAUAUAAUCUUCAUCAUGAUGCGCUGUCAAAGAAUGAUUUCGUUUAGAGCUGGAGGACUAUUUGAAAUAGAUCGUCAAGCAUUUACCGGGGUUUUCAAGUUUACAUUUUCGGUCUACACUUUGUUGGGUGCAGUUCAAUAAACAUCAGUUUCAAUUCAGUCAACAAGUAAUUUCUUGCAAAACACAUUGCUUCUAGUCUUUCACUAUUAUAACAUUAUAAGUAAUAUACACUAUUAGAAUCACGCAAUAUAGAUGUUUUGCCUCAAAAUACCUUCUUCUCAGAGAACUCUGAGAAGGAUAUGAAGAUAUGGCCCAUAGCAUAGCCGAUCGAUAUGAAAAUAAGAUAGUGAAAUGUGAGUGUUUUUUAUAUGUUUAUCACUUGUGCACUUAGAUAAAACCAAAAUACAUUAC